UGGGGAGGGGGGAGAGUACAGUUGGCUUCUGAUCCAAACUGGUGGAGCUGGCUUAUAAAGUUGUUAUGGUAACAUGAGUGCUGAGAUUAGAUUUAUUUACAGAAAGUGCAAAGCCUACCAUAAGCAAUAAAAUAAACAUCAGACUCACUUAUGUUCUGGAGCUCUGUGGUUUGAGAAGUGCUUGUUGAGCAAAUAUGACGGGUGUGAUUAGCUUGGAACAUGCAUGCACAUGCCUUGAUCAAUACGUGGUUUGCUGGUUUAAUUAAGUUUACGGGUUGGAAAAGGGAACAUUUUUUUUUGCUGUUCAGUGCAGCCUGGGAAACAAAUUCCGCUCAUUGUUUCCUGCAGGGUCUACACUGCCUGCUUGAGCCUGGGUUUUCCAGGCUGCCUUUUAGCUUUUGGGAGGCGGGGGCAGGGUGGGAUGUGUACAUUUUGCUUGGAUGUUUACAGCCUGCUUUAAAUAGUUUUUCUUUUGCCUCCAGUGUGGAGAUAAGAUUUGCAUCUGACAUGGAAUUUGAUGGAGUAGAAAGACGUUGGAGGCGUUUCUAAAAGGCUUUUUUUUUCCAAAAUGAGGAUUUUCGUCGCUUUUGAAGGACUUUGGGAAUCCUUCGACAUUUCAUCAGAAAACACAGUGAAAGAUCUAAAACUGAUGAUAAAGGAUUAUUUUCACGUUCCUCUCUCGGAAGAUAAGCAAGGCAGGCGGUAUUUGGAGCUAAUUUAUGCAGGAGCAGUGUUAAAGGACAGCUGGAUACUUGCUGAUGUAGGCAUAUCAGUUUCUUCGACCAUCAAAUGUGUUGUUAAGGAAGAAGAUAAGCCAGUUUUCUAUGUUUACAAUGCUGUCACUCGUGAAAAAGUGCCCAUCAUGGGGAAGAUUUAUCUUCUGGGGUUAAAGGUUUCCCAGCUCAAAAGCCUGGUAACCCUGAAGUGCGGGUUUCCAAACAGCAUUUAUUGUCUCAGGACGCCAGAGGGCAGAGAGAUGUACGACUGCAAUACCUUGAGUGAUUAUCAGUUAGAUAUAGGCACAACUCUUCACCUGGAUGUUUGGGAUGGGUGGAAAGAAUUCCUGACUGGAUGUCUCUUAGGAAACAAGCCCAAGGUCCAGCGCUAUCUUUCAAAGGAAGAACCAGUGCUCAGAUAUCAAAAGAGGGUAGCUCUUUACAUGGCAGCCUUUUUCGGGCACCUUCAGCUUUUGGCGUGGCUCCUGAAACAGGGUGUGAAACCCACUGAACCAGUUGGCAUACAUCCCUAUCGAGAGUGGUGUCACGAAAGCAGCCAGCCGGAUGUCACCUGUUGUCCAGUUCAUGCAGCUGCUGAGGCAGGCCAACUCAUGGUUCUGAAAGCCUUUGUCAAUUACAGUGUCUUAUGCCUGGAAUGCCAGAACUCUGCCGGACAAACUCCCUUGCAGCUAUGUAUCCAACACAGACACAAGAACUGUGUGCUGUAUUUAGUCACCAAGAUGUGGUCAGUGGUUUCUUACCCUAAUUCCUCCCUUCCCAUGAAAAUCUACAUCAAGUUAAAACUGUGGCUGCUUAAGGCUCAAAAUAACAUCUGUACGAAGAAGCGGCGCAAGAAGACAUCAGUCUUCAGGACUAGGGUUGGGGACAUUGUCCUUGUGGAUGGUUUCACAGAGCCCAAAAUGACUUCCAAAAGUUUUUAUUCGGCCACAGUCAAGGGCACAGGCCGCAGAGGCUAUGAACUACCAAACAUCAACUCUCAGUUCCAGCACGGGCAGGGUGACUGGUGCUUGACGAUUUCAAAGGGGCACCUAGGGACAAAUGUCAAAUUGCCCCUGGUAGCAGAUGCAUACAACCAUGCUAAUGCGGGCAGACUGACACAGAAAAAUAACGCCAGGAGGAAGAUUCUGCACAUUAGCAGUGAAGAAAAUAUUUACCAAAAUAUGUGUUUAGCAAGAGUUCCUCUACCCGCUGUCUCUGUUGUCAAGCCAGUUUCUCGUUAUUCCAGCUCCAAUGCAAAAAUUCUGCUCAAUUCUUCUGUCAAGUCUUUUUCAGAACACAGUGGAAGAUCACCAAGGGAGAAUGCAAUCUACUGCUUAGCUAUAGCCAGUGCAUUUAAAGAGAAACCUUGGCUCGAACAACUUGGCAUUGCAAGAACCCUGGCUAAAAAAAGCAUAUACAAACCUGUGUGCUUACCAGCCUCCAUUUGAAACGAGCAUUUGCUGGAGAUGAUACAUCUUGAAAAGUUGUGUUCGGAGAUCCUGACACAUUUGCUGAAAAUUUUAAGCUAGAUUUCCCACCCCACCAACUACAUACAAAGAGGAUUACAUCAUGGAAUAUUCAUAAGACAGAUAUAUUCAAAAUGUAAUAUAUAAUUUGUGACUGUAUAUUUUUGGCUCUUAGUGUCAGGCACUGUAAAUUGACAGGCCUUGUAAGCAGUCAGCAUGCUACUUUACAUAAAUUUCAUCUGAGGGGAGUAGAUUGAGAGGGAAUCAUUUUUGAAGGCUAGUAAGUUGGAACUGACAGAUGGACUUCCCCCCCCUGAGGACUGAAGUCUGUUUUUUUUAAAAAAAAAAACGAAUUGCAGGUUUUUUUUAAUGCAGCAAAUAAACCUAUACAAAGUUGACGAAGACUUGCUUAUAUAAAAACAAAAUUAGUUAAAAACUGAAGUGAAGCCUCAA
This is a messenger RNA of Podarcis raffonei (Aeolian wall lizard), 2635 nucleotides long. It is a transcript of the gene ANKUB1, whose product is annotated as ankyrin repeat and ubiquitin domain containing 1. The record is from RefSeq and is a predicted model, not a curated record. The coding region runs from base 569 to 2164 and encodes 531 amino acids. Gene Ontology annotation, molecular function: protein binding. NCBI's taxonomy places the organism in Eukaryota, Metazoa, Chordata, Lepidosauria, Squamata, Lacertidae. The transcript is spliced from 6 exons.